AUGUCUGCUAGAACCCUCCUCGUUGUCGGCUCCGGUCCGGGCAUAGGUCGUGCCGUGACCACGCUCUUCGCCUCCAAGCGCUACACCAACGUCGUGCUCGUCGCCCGCCGCGCCGAAUCGCUAGCCGCAGAAAAGGCCGCCAUCGAGCAUGCCGUUGGUCCACAAGUCAACGUUAGAACCUACGCAGUUGACAUAACCGACCUGGCCGCCCUCGGCAAGGCGUUGGACGACGCAGACGCCGCCAUCGGAAAACCUGAAUGCGUCUUUUUCAACGCCGCGCGGGUCCUCCCCUCGGCCUUUUUCGAGCACGACGUCAAGGAGAUUGAGUAUGAUCUCAAGAUCACCGUCUCGGCUCUCUACGUCCUCGCCCAGCGCUACAUCCCUCACUUGGUCUCGCUCGCCAAGGCCGGCGCCGAUCCUGACUCGGAGCACUCCUCAUCCGCGAAGCCGGGCUUCCUCGUGACCAGCUCGGCCCUGCCGCUCGAGCCCAUUCCGCAGCUGUUUGCUCUGUCCCUGGUCAAGGCCGCGCAGCGGAACCUGGUGCAGAGCCUGCACAUGGCGUACGCCCCCGAGGGCGUGCAUGUGGGCGUCAUCAAUGUGGCUGGGGCCGUGUCGCCGGAUGAUCUGGAGCGCAACCCGGCGAAUAUUGCGGCCCGGGCGUGGGACUGGUUUGAGGGUCUGAGGGGUUUUGAGGUAGUUAUCUGA
Molecule: messenger RNA, 705 nt
Organism: Parathielavia appendiculata
Lineage: Eukaryota; Fungi; Ascomycota; Sordariomycetes; Sordariales; Chaetomiaceae
Product: NAD(P)-binding protein
Exons: 2
Coding region: 1-705 (234 amino acids)
Source: RefSeq, a predicted model, not a curated record